Molecule: messenger RNA, 825 nt
Organism: Erpetoichthys calabaricus (reedfish)
Lineage: Eukaryota; Metazoa; Chordata; Cladistia; Polypteriformes; Polypteridae
Product: craniofacial development protein 2-like
Exons: 1
Coding region: 85-687 (200 amino acids)
Biological process (GO): chromatin remodeling
Cellular component (GO): nucleus
Molecular function (GO): catalytic activity
Source: RefSeq, a predicted model, not a curated record
GGGGGGAGACGUGUCUGGAGGCAGGAGGAGAGGAGGAAGGUAAAGAGAGUGGAACUGAGGGUAGGAACUUUGAAUGUUGGCAGUAUGACUGGUAAGGGGAGAGAGUUAGCCGAUAUGAUGGAGAGAAGGAAGGUUGAUAUAUUGUGCAUGCAGGAGACUAAAUGGAAGGGGAGUAAGGCCAGGUGGAUCGGAGGUGGACUCAAAUUGUUCUAUCAUGGUUUGGAUAGGAGGAGAAAUGGAGUAGGGGUUAUUCUGAAGGAACGGUAUGUCAAGAGUGUUCUGGAGGUGAAAAGAGCGUCAGACAGAGUAAUUAUUAUGAAGCUGGAAACUGGAGAUGUGAUGAUGAAUGUUGUUAGUGCAUAUGCCCCGCAAGUUGGGUGUGCAAUGGAUGAGAAAGAAGAUUUUUGGAGUGAGUUAGAUGAAGUGAUGAACAGUGUACCCAAGGGACAGAAAGUGGUGAUUGGAGAGGAUUUCAAUGGACAUGUUGGUGAAGGGAACAGAGGAGACGAGGAGGUGAUGGGUAGGUAUGGUGUCAAGGAGAGGAAUGAAGAAGGUCAGAGGAUAGUGGAUUUUGCCAAAAGGAUGGACAUGGCUGUGGUGAAUACGUAUUUUAAGAUGAGGGAGAAACAUAGGGUUACAUACAAGAGUGGAGGAAGAUGCACACAGGUAGAUUACAUCCUAUGCUGAAGAGGCAAUCUGAAGGAGAUUGAAGACUGCAAAGUGGUGGUAGGGGAAAGUGUAGUUAAGCAGCAUAGGAUGGUGGUCUGUAGGAUGACGUUGGAGAUCUUGAAGAGGAAGAGAGUGAGGGCAGAGCCAAUGAUCAAA